CUCGGUGGUCCCCGGACCCCAUCUUGGGAACCCUCGGGGACUGAGCCAUCCCACUCCGCAGGCUCCAUGCUACUAUUGUCUUACCAGGGAGCGGGCUAUUUGCGAAAUAAAGGCAGCCUCCUGUCUCUGUGUUGGCCGCUAUGAGGGGCGAUACCCGGUGAGUCGCUGCCGGGUUUUACUGUGAGGCUGAGCGGCUAGCAUCAGCGACACUCCUCCGCUGCUUUCCCCGGCGCACAGUCUCUGCGUCUCGGCGGUCGGAUGCUGGAAGUCCUCGCCGAUCAGGGAGCGCGUCGGGCCCGGAGUGAGAGGAGAGAGGGGACGCGGAAGAGAAAGGGGUGGGAGGGAGCACAGGAUACAGGGACAUUUAAAAAAAAAAAAAAAAAAAUCCAAAUCAGGACACAUGUUGAGCUAACGGGCCGCUCCACCUCCCUCUUCUCCUCCCAAAUGCAUUUCUUGCCUCAGUCGCUUUCCCGUUGCUAAUUACUCCGGAUUUUAAAAAGAGAGUAAAAGGGAAGCCAGCGGGUCUCCUCUUCGGCUUUAAAGAUCCUGGCUCGCCGCUUGGACGGACUACCAUGGAUCUGAGCAAAAUGGCUGUCAGCAUCAACAAGGCUAUCAACACACAGGAGGUCGCCGUCAAAGAGAAGCAUGCCAGGACGUGCAUCUUGGGGACCCACCACGAGAAGGGCGCCCACACUUUCUGGGCGGCCGUCAACCGGCUGCCUCUCUCCAGCAACGCCGUGCUCUGCUGGAAGUUCUGCCACGUCUUCCACAAGCUGCUGCGGGACGGACACCCCAACGUGAUAAAGGACUCCAUGAGGAACAAGGCAGAUCUGGCGGAUAUGAGCAGGAUGUGGGGUCAUCUGAGUGAAGGUUAUGGGAAGCUGUGCAGCAUCUACCUCAAACUGCUCAUCACCAAAAUGGAGUUUCACAUUAAAAACCCUCGUUUCCCCGGCAACCUGCAGAUGUCGAACAGGCAGCUUGACGAGGCGGGAGAGAACGACGUCAACAACUUCUUCCAGCUCACAGUGGAGAUGUUCGACUACCUGGAGUGUGAGCUCAACCUCUUCCUUGGAGUGUUCAACUCCCUGGACAUGUCUCGGUCCGUGUCGGUGACGGCGGCCGGUCAGUGCCGCUUGGCUCCCCUCAUCCAGGUCAUCCUGGACUGCAGCCAUCUGUACGACUACACCGUCAAGCUGCUGUUCAAGCUGCACUCCUGUCUUCCAGCCGACACUCUCCAGGGCCACAGAGAUCGCUUCCAGGAGCAGUUUAAGAAGCUGAAGAGUCUCUUCUAUCGCUCCAGUAAUCUGCAGUACUUCAAGAGGCUGAUUCAGAUCCCACAGUUGCCUGAGAACCCGCCAAACUUCCUGCGUGCAUCCGCGCUGUCGGAGCACAUCAGCCCCGUGGUCGUGAUCCCCGCCGAGUCGUCUUCUCCCGAGUCGGAACACGUGGUGGAAACGGAGGACCUUGUGGACACGGACGUCCCGUCCCUGCCGGCUCCCUCCGAGGUCAAGUUUGAUGACCUGUUUGGCACGUCUGCUGCCAUCGAUCCGUUCAACUUCAACAGCCAGAACGGCAUGCGCAAAGACAAAGACCGUCUGAUCGAGCAGCUGACCAGGGAGAUCCAGGCCCUCAAGGAGGAGCUGGAGUCUUUCCGACUGGAGAGCGGCCGGCUGUGUCAGGCUCUGAGGGGCCGCGUCAACGAGCUGGAGGCGGAGCUCGCCGAGCAGAGCCACCUGAGGCUGCAGGCCGCCGGCGAGAGCGAGUUCCUGAAGGCGGAGCUGGACGACCUGCGGCGGGCCCGGGAGGACACGGAGAAGGAGCAGCGGAGCCUGACGGAAAUCGAGAGAAAAGCUCAGGCCAACGAGCAGCGCUACACCAAGCUGAAGGAGAAAUACACAGAACUGGUUCAGAGUCAUGCAGAACUGCUGAGGAAGAACGCAGAGGUCACCCGCCAGAUGACGGUGGCCCGGGCGGCCCAGGACGAGGUGGAGGCGGUCCGGAGGGAGAUGCAGGAGAAGGUGAAGAGCGCGCAUGAGGCUGCCGACAGACAGGAGAGGGAACAGGUGAAGCAACUUCAGGAGCUGCAGAGAGAACUGGUUUCCACCCAGACAGAACUGGACUACCUGAAGACCACCAUGGCCUCGUCCCAGCAGAGCUCGAGCGAAGUGCUCGGCACGCAGCUGGUUGCCCUGGAGUCCGAGAAAGCGGAGCUGGUGCAGACUCUGUCAAAGGUGGAGGCGGAGCUCGCGGUCCAGGGGGAGGAGCUCCAGCGAGUUCAGAGCUCUCUGGCGACCGAGCGGGAAAGCGGAGUGAAGACGGCCGAGGCCCUGCAGAAUCAGCUCAACGAGAAGGAGAGCAGGGAGCAGGCGCUGGAGAGUCAGCUGGUGGCGGCACGCUGGUCCAGCCUGCAGGGAGCCGUGGAGGAGGCGGAGCGGAUCAUCCAGGACUCUUUAGCUCAGAUAGACGACCCGGCACACAUCAGCUGCACCAGCUCUGCAGACUACCUUGUGUCUAGAUGCCAAGCCUCUUUGGACUCCGUGGAGCGGCUGCAGAGCGCCAGAGAGGCCUUCUUGGCCGACAACACAGCCGUGUUGGAGCUGGUGCGAGUGGUGACCCAGUGUGGCCACCUGGUGGGCGACACCAUCGUUCAGGGCAGCGCCACCUCCCACAUGGUUCCUGUGGAGCAAGCAGACGCGCUGUCGGAGAGCGUGAAGACGUGCGGGUCAGAAGCUCUGGCUCUGCUGGGCCAGAUGAAGCAGCGGGACGCCCUUGCGUCAGCCGACGGCAGCAAGCUGAGGGCGUCUCUGGAGGCCAUCCUGACCACGGCGGAGAAGCUGCGCCCGCGGGGUCUGGAGCUGCAGCAGGGGGAGCUGGGAGAUCUGGUGGAGCAGGAAAUGGCUGCCACUUCGGCCGCCGUGGAGUCCGCAGCCGCCAGGAUAGAGGAAAUGCUGAACAAGUCCCGAGCGGUCGAUACAGGAAUCAAGAUGGAGGUCAACGAGAGGAUCCUGGCUUCCUGCACAGAGCUGAUGCAGGCGAUCAAGGAGCUUAUUUUGUCUUCGAAAGAUCUGCAAAGGGACAUUGUGGAGAGUGGCAGGGGGGCGGCCUCCAUGAAGGAAUUUUACGCGAAGAACUCCCGCUGGACGGAGGGCCUGAUCUCUGCCUCCAAAGCGGUUGGAUGGGGCGCCACGGUCAUGGUUGACGCUGCCGACAUGGUGGUGCAGGGAAAAGGGAAGUUUGAGGAGCUGAUGGUGUGCUCCCAUGAAAUCGCUGCUAGCACGGCACAGCUAGUGGCUGCUUCAAAGGUGAAGGCAGAUAAAGACAGCGCUAACCUGCACCGACUGCAGCAGGCGUCCCGCGGCGUCACCCAGGCAACCGCCACUGUUGUGGCCUCCACCAAGUCUGGGAAAUCCCAGAUUGAAGAUACAGAAACGAUGGACUUCUCCAGCAUGACUCUGACCCAGAUCAAGCGACAAGAGAUGGACGCACAGGUUCUGGUUCUGGAGCUGGAGACCCGUCUGCAGAAGGAACGGGAGCGUCUGGGCGAGCUGAGGAAGAAGCAUUACGAGCUGGCAGGUGUAGCAGAGGGCUGGGGCGAGGAAGAGGAAGGCACGGGAUGAAACCCCCCUCUUCUUCUUCUUCCUCCGCCUCCACCCGAAGACCUUCUCCUCUCCCCCUCUUAUUUAUAGACACGCUUCUCUGUUUUAUUUUCUGCCUUCCCUCACAUUUAUCUGCUUGUUAUAUCCAAGCCAAAUGAAAAGGUGCUGCUUCUUCUUCUUCUUUUUCCAAUCCCUCUCGCUUCUUCGUACACCCCAGCCAGAUUCACGGAGGUGCUCCGGCAGCAGGCGGGGGUCAGGAUGGAGGAGCGCCGCCUCACUUCUCCGCUGCAACACUCCGUUUGUCUCCAGUCCCCCGUUUUAAAUGACUGCGCAGCAUCGAGGAGUCGCACAGGACACGAGCACAAGGGGCCCAAACUCUCGGAGAGCAGGGGUGGAUCACAGUGUCUCCAUGUAGCUUGGCUGCUGUGCUUGCUCUUCUGUCCACCGAUGCGCGUGUGCUACGUCACGAGCUGAAUCAGCUGAAGGAGCUUCCUCCACGCGGUUGCUCCCCAGUUUUCUUCCUCUUCUGUUCUCACUGUGACUUAAAGUCCGUUCGGCUUCCGGGCUUCCUGCCUUCCACGUCCUCGCCAUUAUAACGACCAGGACUGUUAAGCUGAACGACUCUCAUCCCUCCACUUUAUUUUUACUGUACCGGAUAAAAUAUAAUCGGCAUAAUGCCGACUAUAUACGGACAAUCCACACCCUCAUAAUGAGGGUGUGGAUUGUCCGUCGUCGGAGGUGGAGGUUGCUGCACAAAACACUAACAAGACGUUUUCUUUUUUUUUUUGCAAUGUAUUUAUAAAUCGGAAUGAUACAAAGUUUGAUAUUUCAUUGACAUUUAAUUGCAUCGGUUCAGAUCUGGGAUCCAAUCACGUGAAGAGACGAAGCGCGUCUUCAGGAACUUUCUGAUCAUUUAGAGGAAUCUGCACAAGAAGCAUUUGUUUUCAAACAUUUCAUCACCUCCACAGUA
Messenger RNA from Poecilia latipinna (sailfin molly), 4566 nucleotides. Its product is annotated as huntingtin-interacting protein 1. The transcript is spliced from 32 exons. Gene Ontology annotation, cellular component: clathrin-coated vesicle; cortical actin cytoskeleton; presynapse. Gene Ontology annotation, molecular function: clathrin light chain binding; phosphatidylinositol-3,5-bisphosphate binding; actin filament binding. Lineage: Eukaryota; Metazoa; Chordata; Actinopteri; Cyprinodontiformes; Poeciliidae. The record is from RefSeq and is a predicted model, not a curated record. Gene Ontology annotation, biological process: actin filament organization; clathrin coat assembly; endocytosis. The coding region runs from base 573 to 3617 and encodes 1014 amino acids.